Molecule: messenger RNA, 471 nt
Organism: Trichogramma pretiosum
Lineage: Eukaryota; Metazoa; Arthropoda; Insecta; Hymenoptera; Trichogrammatidae
Exons: 2
Coding region: 99-413 (104 amino acids)
Source: RefSeq, a predicted model, not a curated record
CUCUUGCCUACAGCGAGCGAUUACACGUAUCGCAACUCGCAUAGGUCAGUUUCUUAUUUUGUGUAAAUCUGCGCUGUUGGGCUCGAAGCGUAAGUGCGAUGGAGGACGAUGAUCAAGUUCGCGUUAAGAAGAGUUCCAAGAAAAAAAAGCCGAAAAUGGGGGAACAAGUAACGAUCGCUGAUCUUACUGAAACUUUAGAUAGUUUAGCAGAAACUGUAACUCAGAUGGCCAGUACGAACAGAAAUAUACUGAAGAACAACCAGACGGUUGUAGAGUACUUGAUGGAUUUGCGAAAUGCAAAAAAAGCUGCAAACUUGUCGUAUACCAUGCAAAGUGUAGCGGAAAAUCAAACACAAGGUGAAACAAUGGAACAGGAGACGUCUGCAAGAACAGCAAGCCAAACUCAGGAAUAGCCAUUUACUCCUCGUUAAUUUUUCAUUCAUAAUUUUAAACUUUGCGAUAUUGAAUUUA